AUACUCACCACACCCGGCGCAAGCCCAUUUCGCAGAUCUGUUGCGAAUCUGUUCGGGAAUCGAGAAAUGCCCAGAGCGUCUCAGCGCGCGAAGGCGUUCAGCGAAGAUGAAUGCAAGGUGCUCGUGGAGGAAGUGGGGAAAACCGCGGGGAAACCUCUGGUGUCCAUCACGGAUUCAUCCCCGCGAACGAUCCAAAGAAAGGCGUGGGAAGCCGUCGCGGACAGCAUGGCCAACGUGACGAACAUCAGGAGAACGGGGGAGGAGAUCCGGGAAAAGUUCAAGCGAAUGCUGCAGUCCGCCGAGAAACGACAGAAAAACGGCGAACCGCUCUCCACCAGGGAGACCCGAGUCCUCGAGUUGUGCGGAAGCGCCAGAGGCGACAUCCUCCCGGGGGAUCCAGGAUCCUCUGCCGGAGGGAAGGGAAAGGGCGAUGGAGACGGGGACGCUGCAGACGACGAGUCUUCAGACGACGCCGGCGAGUCGCCGGGCGACGGCGCGGCGAGGCGCGGAGCGAAGAGACCCGCGUCCUCCGACCGGCCCGGGACCUCGAAGGCCCCGAGGAUGGAUCCGCAAGGAGGCUGCGAUUCCGCGAUCUUGGAAGCGAUCCUGCAGGAAUUGAGGAACAUCUCUUCCUCCCUGACGACGCUCGUGGAACGGAAGUGGUCCCCCGGGAAGGGGAGACUGAAGCUGACGCUCCAUCCUCAGACGGCCACCGCCCUCUUGGAUGGCGCAUCCUCGAGCAAACGAAGUGAAAAUUCAUAA
This is a messenger RNA of Darwinula stevensoni, 762 nucleotides long. Lineage: Eukaryota; Metazoa; Arthropoda; Ostracoda; Podocopida; Darwinulidae. The record is from the annotation of a GenBank genome assembly.